Messenger RNA from Xyrauchen texanus (razorback sucker), 1465 nucleotides. It is a transcript of the gene hoxa9b, whose product is annotated as homeobox A9b. Gene Ontology annotation, biological process: DNA-templated transcription; regulation of transcription by RNA polymerase II; anterior/posterior pattern specification. The transcript has 2 exons. The record is from RefSeq and is a predicted model, not a curated record. Gene Ontology annotation, cellular component: nucleus. Bases 84 to 866 code for a protein of 260 amino acids. Lineage: Eukaryota; Metazoa; Chordata; Actinopteri; Cypriniformes; Catostomidae. Gene Ontology annotation, molecular function: RNA polymerase II cis-regulatory region sequence-specific DNA binding; DNA-binding transcription factor activity, RNA polymerase II-specific.
UCGAUUUCCACGGAUUCUGAAUUUGGGUCCGUUUCAUUGUGGGUGUAUACGUUCGGCUGGGACUCUCUUUGCUUGUUUUUGUUAUGUCGUCAUUGGGGACACUGAGCUACUACGCUGAUUCACACAUUCCACACGACAAUGAUGAUCAUUUGGCACCGAGGUUCUCAUCUGUACCCGUGGUCGAACAUCAGGCACGCGAGCUGACGCUACAUGAAUAUGGCGAGCAGGAGCCGUACACAUUUCAGGCCAAAUCAUCUAUUUUUGGCGCAUCGUGGAGUCCCGUGCCUGUGCAACCCCCAGGCAGUGCAUCUAUCGCAUACCACCCAUACAUCCAUCAUCAUCAUCCAUGUUCAACAGGAGAACCCGAUGGAGCAUCCGUGCGUCCCUGGGCUUUGGAACCGUUAUCUGCGUCCCUGCCUUUCACGGGAUUAUCAUCAGAAAUGCACCAUGAUAUCAAACUUGAACCAUUGGUCGGGAACGGUGAGUGCACGACGCACACACUUCUAGUGCCCGAGGUUGACAACAACAACACGACCCCAGCAGAGAGGAAGGUACCGGACGAUGCGGUUUCCAGCGGGUCACAAGAUGAAAAAACCUCAGCAGAGACGAAGAUAGAUCUAGACCCAAAUAACCCUGCGUCCAACUGGCUGCAUGCGAAGUCCACUAGGAAAAAGCGCUGUCCUUACACUAAGCAUCAAACUCUCGAGCUGGAAAAAGAAUUUCUGUUUAAUAUGUACCUCUCGCGCGACCGUAGAUAUGAAGUGGCAAGACUCCUAAAUCUCACCGAAAGACAAGUCAAAAUUUGGUUCCAAAACCGUAGGAUGAAGAUGAAGAAAUGCAAUAAAGAUCACCCAAAAGACAUUUAAAACAAGGAAAGCUGUAAACUUGCACUGCAGUGGAUGGAGAGAUUUCGUUAGUACGACAGUGUUGUAAACUAGCCUGUAUUUUCUCUCUUGCACAACAACGGUAAAGUAUUAUUGAAGGUAGGCAACAUAUUGUAUUGUAGAUUAACACUGCACAAACAUUUGAUCUGAAAACAUGCUUGUGUCUUUGUGUACAGCUUAUUGUUGAUGAUUAUUUUAUUUAGUUUGCUUGUAGGCCUUGUUAUUCAGUGUGUACAUGUGAAAUAUGAGUUUUGAAAGUCCAGUUCACAAUUUCAGGGAAAUGGUUCUGCUAUGAAAUACGAAUAAUUUGCAUGAAUUUCAGUUUUGUUUUUAUAGGAACAAGUACUUGUAACGCAAUGUAUCAAUGUUUAAUGUGACUACCUAAAUGUAUUUGAACUACCUAUGUAUUAAGAUUGUAUUUAUAUUGUGUUAUACGUCAUUAAGGUCCUUCAGUGAAUUUUGUAACAUUAUUGUGCUUGCAAUGUUAUGUGAAUACAUAGAAACUGUGCAUACGCAAAUACCUCAAAUCAACGGUGUUAGUCGUUUUCAAAUGAAUUGUGUACAUGACAAAUACAUUUCUU